Magallana angulata is the source of this 7789-nucleotide messenger RNA. RefSeq names its product furin-like protease kpc-1. Gene Ontology annotation, molecular function: serine-type endopeptidase activity. Gene Ontology annotation, cellular component: trans-Golgi network; Golgi membrane. Gene Ontology annotation, biological process: peptide hormone processing. NCBI's taxonomy places the organism in Eukaryota, Metazoa, Mollusca, Bivalvia, Ostreida, Ostreidae. The coding region runs from base 249 to 3140 and encodes 963 amino acids. The transcript has 17 exons. The record is from RefSeq and is a predicted model, not a curated record.
UCGAAGUUGAACGACGAUUUUCCAUCAGUUAGUGCUACAGAUCCACAUUGGUCGGACAGUUGUAUUGGAUACACUAAAAGUACUUUCUCUAGAAUGGAAUACGGUUGAAUAAUUCAGAAUGACUUGGAAUUUCGUUAAUUUAGGAAUAUAUAUAGAAAAUUGAAAAGGUUUCUGUUAAUUUUCAUCCGCUGUAAACUGAUAUUGGUGCUGAUACUAGACGACUCAUCGACCAUUCCAAUAAUCUAGCCAUGAGGCUUCAUGGCAGGUUCAUUAUUCAAAUCUCAAUACUAGGUUUUGUCCUGAUUGACUAUGUUCGUUCAAACAAAUACACAAAUACUUGGGCUUUACAUAUUGAAGGAGGUGAGGCAGUCGCAAGAUCCUUGGCUCGAAAGCAUGGCUUUAUUUAUGUAGACCAGAUUAUGCCAGAUUAUUAUGCAUUUCAACACAGAAAGGUAGCAAAGCGGUCAAUUUACCCAAGUUCUUAUCAUCACCGUUCUAUAGUCCAAGAAGCUAAUGUGAAAUGGUUGGAACAGCAAGUUGUGAAGAAACGGGUCAAACGGGACCGAUAUUAUACAAGCAGCCAAAACUUCAAUAGAAAUUUCAACGACCCCAAGUGGAAGGAUAUGUGGUAUCUGCAUGGCGAGGAUCUAAAGAAGAGAGGAAGUGGGCUGGACAUGAAUGUAAUGGGUGCCUGGGAGCAGGGGGUGACAGGGAAGAGGGUGGUGGUAACUAUACUGGACGAUGGCAUAGAGAAGGACCACCCAGAUCUCAUGGACAACUAUGACCCUGACGCAAGCUUUGAUGUGAACUCUCAUGAUAAAGACCCUCAGCCUCAUUAUGACUACACCAAUGAAAACAGGCAUGGAACACGGUGUGCGGGAGAGGUAGCUGCCAAAGCCAACAACAAUGUCUGUGGUGUGGGGGUAGCUUACAACGCUAGGAUUGGUGGUGUGCGGAUGUUGGACGGUGAUGUAACAGAUUCAGUGGAGGCUCAGUCCCUCAGUCUCAGGAACAACCAUAUAGAUAUUUACAGCGCCUCCUGGGGGCCGGACGACGACGGACGCACCGUGGACGGGCCUGCCACGCUGGCCAGGAAAGCCUUCUACGAUGGAAUCACCAAGGGUCGUGGUGGUCGGGGGUCGAUCUUCGUGUGGGCGUCGGGCAACGGGGGUCGGGAUGGGGACAGCUGUAAUUGUGACGGCUACACCAACAGUAUCUACACACUGUCCAUCAGCAGUGCCACAGAAAACGGCAACAUCCCCUGGUAUUCCGAGGCGUGCUCCUCCACCCUGGCUACCACCUACAGCAGUGGCUCUGGGGGCGAGAGACAGAUCGUAACCACAGACCUAAGGAAGAUCUGCACGGUCAAUCACACAGGGACCUCAGCUAGUGCCCCCCUGGCCGCAGGGAUUUGUGCCCUGGCCCUGGAGGCUAAUCCGACGUUAACAUGGAGAGACAUGCAGCAUAUAGUCGUCAACACAGCCAGAAAGGCAAAUCUGGACCCUCGUGUUUGGACCACAAAUGGAGUGGGAAGACAAGUGAGCCACUCGUUUGGUUUUGGCUUAAUGGAUGCCGGUGCUAUGGUCCGCCUUGCCCGUAACUGGACCUCGGUCCCUCCUCAGCACAUCUGUGAGAUCGCAGGAUCCCAGGAACGCAACAAGCCAAUUCCAAUGAACGGCAAGUUGGUGAUCACUCUGGACACAGACGGCUGCAAAGGCACCCCAAACUAUGUGAGAUAUCUCGAGCACGUUCAGGCUCGAAUCACUCUCACAGCUGACAGGCGAGGGGAGGUUGUGAUCUACCUAACCUCGCCCAGUAACACGAGAUCCACCCUCCUUGCUCGUCGAGAGCGCGAUUACUCCCGGGAGGGGUUCAACAACUGGGCCUUCAUGACCACACAUAACUGGGGGGAGGAGGCCGAAGGCAGAUGGUUCCUGCAGAUUGAGAAUGGGGCCAGUUCAUUCAGUAAUGCUGAAAUGAGGGACUGGGUUUUAGUAUUAUACGGCACGGAGACCAACCCUCAGGACAUGCCCACCACGCCCACCACGACCACCACCAUCUCCCGCAACAACCCCAAAAAGCGCCACGAAGAUGGUGUGUCUCGUAGUGAAUCAUCUGAAAGUCCUGUUGUUAAAACAGGGACACAUCCAAUUUCAAAUAAUUAUCCAAAACGCAUCAUAAAUUACCCCAAACCAAAGUACUAUGAUGAUUAUAAUUACUAUGGCAACCAUCAAUCGCAUGAAAAUCACACUUGCAUUUUUGAGACUUUGGCCAAGAAAAACAACAUGUCCACUGGUGAAUAUUUGCGGAUGGUGCGAUCUAAUCUGUCUAAAUCUGAAGGGUUCGACACUAACGGUAGACCGGCGGCCCGAGUCCACCAAAAUUUGGGAAGGUCCACCAACAGUUCAGCUGAGAUAAAGGACUGGAGACUGACAAUGUAUGGGACAGAGAAACACCCCCAGAGUCAGAAUGUGUCCCAACCAGUCUACCGCAAGCACGUCAACAAAUGCCCAGAGGGCACCUGCUUUGAAUGCAAAGUAGGAUUUUACAAACACAAGGAUGAGUGUGUUGCAACUUGUCCAGAACAGUUUUACGGUGACAUAGAAACAGUUGUGUCGCGAAGAAACUCCUCAAGAAAGACCAAAAAAGAGCCUAUUUUUUUCAGACAAGGGGCUUGCAAUCCUUGCAAUGAGGCCUGCAAUACAUGUAAAGGCCCAGAUCUAGAGGACUGCUUUCAGUGCAACAAAGGCUACGAGCUCCGGGAUAAUCUGUGUCGCAAGAAACUGAUCAUGAAUUUCUUGGACCCUGACAUGUUGAGUUUCUUUGUCUGGGUCAUCAUCCUAUGCACCUCCGCCAUUCUGUUGUUUGGAGUCAUCUUCAUCAUCUUGCAGGCAAGGGACCACAGAAUUCUGUGUUGGAAGGAGAAGAGACAUUUGGAUGAGGGUAAAGGCAAAUACAAUGGGGUCAAGUCAGUCAGUGAGGGCAAGAAAGAGCGCGACCACUUAAAUGUGGUGGUCAGGAAUGUUCAUUACCGGCACGAUGACAAUGACUUUAUGCUAAAUAGGCCGUUACCUCCACUUCCUGUUUCCCAUCAUGCCGUUUCCCACCACACAAGACAUUAUCAUCCAUUCAGAACUUAGCUGGUGUCACCAUCAGAACACUGUAUGUUUAUGUUCUAGUGUUCACAUUUGUCUGCUGAAAUCAAACCCUACUGCCAAGAACGAUUCAGUUUUGUGGAUCAGUGUGAUGCCAAAAAAAAAAAAAAAUUGUUCUCUCAGACUUGAGUUUAUAGAACAAGCACAGUUUUCAGGUUUUUUCGCAUGUAUUAAAUAGUGAAAGGGCACCUUGUGAAAGAAGGCGGUUCUUCAUAUUAGCAUAGUGAGGGUUGUGCAAUUCUUCUGCUGAGUAUAUUAUCCAACAACUUCAAUUGUCAGGUUGUCUCAAUCACAUUAAGUUAUGCUUUUUACUGUUUUAUACUUUGUAUAGAUAUUUAUUGUUACAGUUAAUGAGAAUUUUUUUUUGUUUCUUUCACAUGAUAAUAUGACUUGAAUGUUUGUUAUUUUAACUUAUUGGCCAAUUGCGGACCAUUCUUGCGUUAUAUGUUAAUUACCGCACCAAGAAUACGUCUGUCGUGCUAGACUACUUCUUGUCAGUGCUAAUAUGUGGCUCAGUAUUGAAAAUUAGGGCCUUUGGUCAGUAGCAUCUCAUAACAUGUAUAUGUUUCAUCAACUUCAUUUUCAACAUUAACUGAUUAUUCUGUGUUAAUGAAAUAUUUAUAAUAAACAUUGGUAUUUGAUUAUAAAAGAUGCUUGAAGUUCGAUAUUGCCUUCUUCAUCAAUCUUUCAGCAUCGCCUAAAUUUGCUUUAAAAAAAUAUAAAAAUUGAGAAAAAAAAAAUAAGAUUUUAAAGUCUGAAAACCUUAAAAUUAGAGUUCAUUUUGAAACUGAAAUGUUUGACAAUGGAGAUACAAGUGUUAGCUAGGUGAGAGAGGUUGUUACAUGUACAGAUGUUCAACAAAAGAAACCUGUAUCAAUUUUUGUGAAUGCACAAUUUGUACUGUGUAUACAUGUACAUAAUUUUAAGAGUUUCUGUAACUCAAAGUCUCAUUUGCAGGUGUUCACUUGAUGAUAGUUAUCUGUUUUUUUGUAUUGUGGUGUUUCAUAUGAAAGUGUGUAUGUGUGUGUGGUUGUUUCCCUUAGGCCAGUCUGUUUUUCAAUUUGCAAAUUUUGACAAAUUUUGAUAAACAUGGCUAUACGUAUAUGUACCUAUCUGAGUUUGAAUAUUUUCUGUUCACCUGUAGUAUCUAUGAAAUCCCACCUUUCACUCAGAACAAACACAAAUGUAUUAACUCUCUUCUUAAUCACAGUUUUCGGAGAAGGAAAAUGACGGCAUUAUUUAUAUUGUAUGUAUUUAAUUCUUUUCACAUAUGUCUAUAAUACAGAAAUAUCUUGCACAAAUGGAUCCUAUAUUUCACAUGGAAACUUUUUUCAUUGUUAUAUAAAUCUUUGUUUCAGGGAUAAAUUAUACAUGUACAUGUAGUUCGUGAAAGACCCUUUGUCUCUGGUAUAUAUGCAGUGUGUUGAAUUGCACGUAACACAAGUGACCCAUGCAAUUGAAAAGUGGCCUUACUCUACCCAAUGGUCAAAAACACCAGAAAAUGUGUGUAUGUAAGAGUAACCACUCUAUUUAUGGGAAGACUAUGAUUUUCCAAGUAUUAUCUAUUUUAUUUCAAGGAUGAGACAAACUAAUACAUGUAUCCACAAGUUGUACGUAGAAAAUUGGUCUGAAGCAGCCAUAAAUACACGUAACACAAAAAUGUACAAUUUCGUUAUUUUAAUUUUUUGGGGGGAGGGGGGUAAAUAGAUAUCAAGUCUUGAUAAGAUGUAGGGAGAAAAAGUCUUAAAAUUUUAUAGAGGAGUAUACUCAAGCAAGUGUAGUUGUAAUAUUGAUGACAAAAAAAUCAUUUUUAGUUUGAAUGGGGGUUUUUAUUGACCAUACUUGCACAAUUCCUUAAUUUUUGGCAAGUGUCACUUAAAUUGAUGGCAUUAUUUUAUUAUUUUAUGAUUUCCUAAUUAUAUUUCUUGAAAUUUCAAAGACUCAUUUCUACAUUGGUUUCACAAACAUAUCAUUUGUGUGAUACAGUAUGCAGCAUUAAUUACUUAAUUGAAAUGUUUGGAGGUGUUUUUUUGAUUAAUUGUUUUUUCUUUCAGUCAUACAAUUUACCCUAUUUACCCUCUUAUUUCAUCUCAUAUUUUUUCCUCGUAUAGAUGAAUUUUUAACUCAGCUGCAGAUUGUGGCUCAACAUGAAAUUUCUGGUUGACAGGUUGAAGACAUACAUUUUUUCAAAAAGUAAAAAAAACCCAAAAAACUUGCACUUUACAUUAAACAAAAAUUUGCUUUAGUUUUAGACUUAUUAACUUGAAUUUCAUGUAGAUACAUGUAUAUUCUGUAUUCAGAUAUGCAGCUAAGGUGAACUGAUUAAAACAAAGUCAGAUUGUUAUAUUUGAAUGAAAUAAUGCUCCAUUUUUUCUUUUUCAUUCUCUGACUGAUUGUAAACCUAGUGCUUCAAUAUGAUGCCACUGAAUAUUGGUAUAUCUUUACUAAUUUAUUAAAUUAAUGAAAACGUUCAAUUCUGUUUGAACUUUUUCAUGAGGUCACAAUGACCAUAGCACACAACUAUUGCUUGUCACUUGGAUUUUUGUAAACAUGAAAUCUCGGUAAUUUUAACAAUUCUGAGCAAUUUGCCUUUUCCAAAUGUAAAUAUAAAUAAUUAACAGCAAUAUUAAAUUUAAACGUUCACCAGGAUAUGAGCUUGGUUGGUACGUGAUCAAAUCUUCUGGAUUUGAUCAUGAGACCAUAUUUCUUUGUUUGAUCAUGUGACCAAGCAAGUUCAUAUUCUGUUGAACUACUUAACUUGCAUUUUAUUUCUUAAAUGAAAACCGUCAGUACAGAAAGGUUAUGAAUGUAAAUAAAUCAUCAGAACUUUCAAAGAUGUUAAGAAAGGUAAAGAAAAUCAAAAGCUAAAAUAGCUUAUGAAACAUUUUUGGUCUAAAAUUCCUAGCUCUCAUUUGUAAAACUUGUAUAUAUAGUCAUCUUUUAGAUUGAACUGCAUCAAUGGUACCUAAAAUAACUAUAACUGUGUGAAGAAAUAAAGUACUAGAAUGUAAAGUUUUGAUAAUUUUUUGUUUUCUUAGCUUUCAAUAAUCUUUUUUUUUUCUGUAUGUCAUUGAGUGAAAAAAUCAUUAAGUACAGAACCUGAAACAAAAAUUAAUGUAUGUGUUGUAUUUCAUAAUUACAAGUGACAUGUAUUGACAAUUUGUUCAUGCAAUGUAGAUUGAUCUGCCUCAAAUUGUAGAAUAUUUCAAAGUGUUACACGUUACAUAUUGAUAAUUUUCUUAAAUUAAAUUCUUUUUGAAUUUAAUGUUUGAUGUCUACUUCAUUAGUGUAGGAAUAUUUAAAACACUUCAUUAGUUGAUGUUACAAAUUAAAUUUUACUUCGCUUCACUUUUACUUGAAACUUGGGGAAAAGAUACUUAGUUGAAAUUGAAUAUUUCUCUUUAGGGAGUUAUCCCACUAAAAGUCAAAUCUAAUAUUCUUCCAUGCCAGCUGAUAAAACAAACCUCAAGGAAAACUCAAAUGUUUGAUUUAAUUGAUGAGUGGGAGAACGAAUUUUUGAAGUUGAUUGCAGUAGAUGAAAUUACCAUUUCAUGUCCUAACUUUGAUAUUUGAUUUGAAUGUGAGCAAAAACUGUUUCUUGUCUUUAAUAUAUAUGAAUCUCUGCACAAUUAGAAGUUGAGCUCUUUGAAACAUAACACUGUAUGUAUGUAAGUGUGUAUAUAAUACAUUUAGAAAAAGUUGAUUAUUUAGAAGCUCAAUAUUGACUUCAUUGUAAUAAAUAUGUCAUGUUGGAGGUUUCUUAUUUUUUAUUUACUGAUGUUUUAAUAUCCUUCAUACCUUGAAACUAAGAGAUGUAAACAUAUUUCAUUAAUUCUUGUCAACUAAUUAACACAAGUUCAAGUGAAAUUUACAUUAUCUAAUAAAAACGCGAUUGACAUUAAAAAUCUUUGGGGAGGUAUGUUUAGACGUUCAAAAGUUCAAAUGAUCUCGGUAGUAGUAUAACAUUGGCAGGUAUAAAGAAAUGAAUUUAGUUGAAUAGAGUAUCAAUAUCGUCAGAUAUUCCUGUCUAGUCACCAAGACCUUUGAAAGGGUUGCUAUUAAAAUUUCAUGAUCUGAUAUUUCAUAAAUGAAAGCUGGCAUUCUGAGGAUCUCCCAUUUCAGACCAUGGGAGAUAUGGUUCUCGGGUAAUCCAUUUUCUGUGUAAUUUCACGUCUCCAUCAGAGUAGUUUCUGCAGAAAGAAAUUGGUUAAAGUUAUUAAAUGAAGUGUCAAAUGAAGAGGAAACAUAUUGAAGAUUUUUUUUUUCAUUGCGUGGUUUGUCAAAGAAAACCAGGAGAAUUAUUGUACAUCAGGAUUGAGGAAUAAAAUUUUUGAGAAUUAAAGACGAGUGAAGAAAAUAAAAACAAUGAAAGUAAGGGGAAAAACUAGUGUUUUAUGUUUUGACACAAAAUUAAUGUUUGCAGCUUGGUAAACAUAACAUGUAUGUAACAAAUCUAUUGUGUAUGAGUUUUAACCUGUAAAUUUGAUUUUUGUAAGAUGUUUUGAUUUCUAUGAAAUUGAGACUUGUCAAUGUUAGCUGUUUACAUGUUCAGCUAAUUUUUUUUUCUUUUUUCUUUUACAUGUUAUAACUAUGGUCAGUAUGUUGAGCAAUAAAAAAUAGUUCUUUAAUUAUUA